This is a messenger RNA of Juglans regia (Persian walnut), 2274 nucleotides long. RefSeq lists its product as uncharacterized. NCBI's taxonomy places the organism in Eukaryota, Viridiplantae, Streptophyta, Magnoliopsida, Fagales, Juglandaceae. The transcript is spliced from 7 exons. Gene Ontology annotation, molecular function: iron ion binding; oxidoreductase activity, acting on paired donors, with incorporation or reduction of molecular oxygen; monooxygenase activity. Bases 1 to 2274 code for a protein of 757 amino acids. The record is from RefSeq and is a predicted model, not a curated record.
AUGCGGUUAUUGAAAUUUGAUGAGGCGAUAUCAAAUGAGACUGAUGGUGGUAAAAUCUGGGUGUUUUGGAAAAAUGAAUUGGAUGUGCAGGUGGUUCGCAUGAGUUCGCAGUUUGUGUCAUUAUGCAUUACCGAAGGAAGUAAUCAUUUCUUGGGUAAUUUUAUUUAUGCAAAGUGUAAUAGGCUUGAACGACAGCUGCUUUGGGAGGAGUUGAAUUCGGAUAGAAUGGGUGGGGAGCCGUGUUUCUUUGCUGGGGAUUUCAAUGUAAUUCGGUCGGAUAUUGAGAGGUGUGGUGGGCAUCCGAGGAAUAGAGUUGCAAUUGAUGAGUUUAAUAAAUGGAUUCAUCAGGGUGGGUUGUUGGAAAUGAAUUCACAAGGUGGUAAGUUUACAUGGUGUAAUGGUCAGCAAGGUUUAUCUAGAGCUUGGGCAAAGCUGGAUAGAGUUUUACUUGAUGCAAAUUUUCUAUCUCUUUUUCCGACUGCUCAUUGUUUGUAUCUUCCUAGGACUACAUCGGACCAUUGUCCUAUGGUUAUAGAAUUUUUAAGUGAUCCUUUCUCUUAUGGUCCACCUCCAUUUCGUUUUCAGCAAAUGUGGGUUGAGCAUCCGGAUUUUAUGACUCUUGUUCAAAAGGUUUGGUAUGAAUCGGUUAUUGGUUCGGGGCUGUUUAAAUUAGCCACUAAACUUAAAAAACUUAAGGUGGCGUUGCGUGUAUGGAACAAGAGUGUAUUUGGGAGAACUAAUACUCAGAUUGCUAUUCUUGAAGAUAAGAUUGAGAAUCUGGAAAAUUUGUUGCAGAGAGGUUGGGAUGAUGAUAUUGAAAGGGAAUUAGUAAGGACUUCUAAUGAGUUGUCUUCUUGGAGGAUUAGGGAGGAUAUUAGAUUGGCACAAAUGGCUAAAAUUAAGUGGAGAAUGGGUGGUGAUAGGAAUACAAAAUUUUUUCAUGUGUGGUUAUCUAAUAAAAAGCAUAGGAAAAUUCAUCAGUUAAGAACCUCGAAUGGGUUGGAGUUUAAUUCUCCGGAAGCAAUUCAUCUUGGAGCUGUUGAUUAUUUUUCUGAUUUUCUUCAAAGAUCUAAUCCGGUUAGGGAGGUGCCUGAUUUAUCUAGUUUAAUUUCAUCGGUUAUUAAUGAUGAGGAUUGUAUCCGGCUUUGUGGGAUCCCUUCGUUGGUUGAAAUGAUCUUUGAUUUUACAACAGCGCAGCUGUUCAGUUAUGAACCAAACAAAUCAGGGGAAAAUAUUGGUGAAUCUUUCGACAACUUUUUGCAAGGACUCAUGUCAUUCCCCGUAAACAUCCCUGGUACUGCUUAUCAUAGAUGUCUACAGAACCAGAAGGCGGCGGUGAACAUAAUAACCAACACACUAGAAGAGAGAAAACGUAAUCCUGAAAUUCGCAGAGGAGAUUUUCUUGAUCAGAUUUUGGCCGACAUGAAAACGGAGUUGUUCUUGAUCGAGAAAUUCAAAACCUACAUGAUGUUUGAGCUUAUCCUUGCAAGCUUUGAGACUAUAUCAGCAACUCUUACAUUAGCCAUUAAAUUAAUUACAGAUAAUCCUAAAACAAAAAUGAUGGAGAUGCAGUCGGCUUCUGGGGAAUGCUCCCCUAGUGACAUAGACAUAUUCACGCAAUUUUCGUGGAGGCAAAGAUCUGAUGGGCUGGCUUUUGAUGUUCUUGAUCUGCAAGCUUUGGAACAACUUGAAAGGCCAUUUGAGGAAGUAGGGGUCAGAUUGAUAGUUAAAGAAGAUAUCAUGGGGGUGUUCCAUGAAUUUCAUGGAAGUGGGCUGUUUGAGAAAAAUCUCAAUGCAACAUUUUUAGCACUCAUCCCUAAAACGACCGGCGCAGUAGAGGUGAAAGAUUUUCGUCCCAUUAGCUUGGUGAGUGGGUUAUACAAAAUUUUAUCUGAAGUAUUAGCGAACAGGCUGAGCAAGGUGAUGGAAAGUUCAAUUUCGAAGCCUCAAAAUGCCUUUGUUAAAGGGGCAGUAGCGGGUGGUUUCUUAUCAGGAUUCUCAGUUGGUGAGGCAGCCUCAGGUUUGCUCAACAUCUUGCAUACUGAUGAUACUUUAAUCUUUUGUGAUGCUAAACAUGAGCAAAUUCGAGCUUUGAGGGCUCUUUUAUUAUGCUUCGAGGCCGUGUCAGGGUUGAAGGUGAAUUUGGCCAAAUAUGAGGUAGUGCCAAUGGGGCUUGUACCCAAUGUGGAGAGUUUGGCGUCCAUCUUGGACUGCAAGAUAUCUCAGCUGCCCAUGAAAUAUCUUGAUCUUCCAUUGGGUGCAGCUUUUAAAUAA